This is a messenger RNA of Ciona intestinalis (vase tunicate), 3600 nucleotides long. The record is from RefSeq and is a predicted model, not a curated record. Lineage: Eukaryota; Metazoa; Chordata; Ascidiacea; Phlebobranchia; Cionidae.
AGGGCGUUUUAUACUGACUUUGUCUGCUCCAUUGCACCAAAAAAAGCGUUAGUCUUAGUAUUUAUAACUGCUGUCCCAGUUGACAAAAUGGGAAAAUAUGGAUUUUUAUUGAUCACCUCAGCUAUUGUUGUGUUAUAUAACACGGUUGAAGUUUCUUCGCAAUGCCAAUCAAUUGGAUGUGGCGAUUGUUAUACGUGGUGUGCGCCUGUACACUGCAGUUACCCAACCGGUCAGCUAUAUUGCAGAGCUACGUGUGGAAGCUGUCCAAAUGAACAAUGCAGGGCAGCUGGAUGUAGCCAUACUUGUAACCCCAACACCAAUCCAGUAACCUGUACAUGUAACGCGGGGUACGAGCUGCAAGCGGACGGAAAAACUUGUCUUGAUAUAAACGAAUGCGAGAGAAGUAGUAACCUGUGUACCAAUCCAACGUCGCCACGAUGCAAGAACACACCGGGGUCCUACAUCUGUACAGGUUGCGGGGCAGACUCGAACACUGUUUGGCAAUAUUAUAACAGAACAGAAUGCUGUAAGAUAGACACAGCUUCACAAUGCGGUACAAGUUCAACAACAGGUGGUCGAAUCGUAGGAGGCGAGUUAGCAGUCAUAGCAAACUGGCCGUGGUCGGCGUACAUUAAAAUCGGUUCAACAUUGUGCACGGGCGCUCUAAUUAAACGGAACGUCGUAUUGACAGCAGCUCACUGUCUCGCAAACCGCGUUACAAAUCUAGACGAGCUUAGAAUAUAUCUUGGGGUCCAGAAUAUUAGCGAUACGGGAAACAUUCAUUCUCAACACAUUGCUGCUCUGAGGUAUGUGCAACACCCUAACUUCGACUCGAGUACUUUGGAAAACGAUAUCGCAAUAAUUUUCUUGCGGACGGAAGCGACCAUUGGCGAUUACGUCAAUACUAUUUGUUUGCCCAACGGAGAGCAAAUCGCGGAAGGAACAAAAUGUUGGGCAACUGGUUACGGAGCUAUAAGCGAAGGUGGCCCUCUUUCUCAAACGCUUCGACAGGUUGCUCUGCCCAUAGCGAACUCCCAAACAUGCGUUCAAAAUUACGCCAGGAUUUCGCGAACCGUUAAUCCAGUCAAAACUAUGUGCGCUGGAUACGAACAGGGUGGAAGAGACUCGUGCCAAGGUGAUUCGGGCGGCCCAUUAGUAUGUCAGCGGUGCAACAGUUGUAACUGGUUUCUGGCUGGUUUGGUAUCAUUCGGCAGAGGAUGUGCCCGAGUAGGGAUGUUUGGUAUAUACAGUAGGAUGACAUAUUUUGAACAGUGGAUCGCAUCUCAAACAGGAAUGAACCACAGCCCUCGAUCGUGCGUUAGACCAUCAUGGUCUAAUUGGAGCGCAUGGUCCCAGGAUUGCCCUAGUUGUGGGGCAGGAACGAGAACUAAAACCAGGAGUUGUACAAAUGGUGUGGUUGGUGACCCAGGGUGCGAUGGGUCCGCUACUAUGACCGGAAGUUGCCCAAACAACCCGUGUUCAAGCGGCAGCUGGGGCGAUUACCAACAGUGGUCCACAUGCACGGUUAGCUGUGGAGGAGGUACAAGAACCAGAACUCGAAGCUGUAAUGGUGGUUCGGUUGGUAGCAUCGGAUGUCCGGGAGAAGAAUCUCAAACCGAGCCAUGCAACACUUACAAUUGCCCGGGUUGGAACAACUGGGGCAAUUGGGGUGAAUGUACUGCAUCUUGCGGAGGUGGGACAAGAGAAGCGACCAGAACAUGCAACACCUUUGGACAGGCGGGGGCUACCUGUUCUGGCGAUGCCACAAAAUCUGAAGCAUGUAACACAACACCUUGUCCAACUUGGGGUGAAUGGCAAUGGGAUUCAUGCAGUAAUACAUGCGGUGGGGGCACAAGAACUGGCACACGGACGUGUAAUAAACACGGUGGGACAUUGGAAUGUACUGGAUCAGCAACUACAUCGGAGAGUUGUGGAAAUGCUGCAUGUGUAGGUGCUUCGUGGGGCGAUUUUGGUGCGUGGUCCGCUUGUACAGCCAGUUGCAACGGUGGUACACGAACGCGCACAAGGUCUUGCAACCAAGGGUCAAUCGGGAGCAAUGGAUGUCCUUCUGGCGGCGAAUCUGAGUUGGAACCAUGCAAUACGUUUGGUUGUCCAACUUGGAACGACAUGGUAUGGGGCGAUUGUUCCGUAACUUGUGGGGGUGGAACACGGACAGGUACAAGGACUUGCAACAGGAACGGCGGGACAGCUGAUUGCGUGGGAUCGAAUACAGUAACAGGAGUUUGCGGCGCUGCACAAUGUGCAACCUCGUCAUGUGUGGACACAUUGGGUGAUUGUAGUGAUUACUCCUCUCUUUGUUCUUCUCUAGCUCAUCAGUCAUUAUUGCAAAGUAUCUGCCCACAAACAUGUGGAUUUUGUGGAUCUUCAACUGGUAGUUGGGAUGAGUGGACAAACAGUGGAGGUUGUUCACUGACUUGUGGAGGCGGUACACAGCAACAGACAAGAACCUGCACGGGUGGAACUGCAGGCGCUGGUGGUUGUCCUGGAUCUUCAACACAAACGAUUGCUUGUAACCAACAAGCUUGCCCCCCACAGGGCAGUUGGAGUGGCUGGUCAAAUAGUGGGACUUGUACAGUAACUUGUGGUGGUGGCACUCAACAGCAGAUAAGAACAUGCAAUGGUGGAACUGCAGGCGCUGGUGGUUGUCCUGGAUCUUCAACACAAACGAUUGCUUGUAACCAACAAGCUUGCCCCCCACAGGGCAGUUGGGGUGGCUGGUCAAAUAGUGGGACUUGUUCAUUGACUUGUGGUGGUGGCACUCAACAGCAGAUAAGAACAUGCAAUGGUGGAACUGCAGGCGCUGGUGGUUGUCCUGGAUCUUCAACACAAACGAUUGCUUGUAACCAACAAGCUUGCCCCCCACAGGGCAGUUGGGGUGGCUGGUCAAAUAGUGGGACUUGUUCAUUGACUUGUGGUGGUGGCACUCAACAGCAGAUAAGAACAUGCAAUGGUGGAACUGCAGGCGCUGGUGGUUGUCCUGGAUCUACAACACAAACGAUUGCCUGCAAUGGGCAGGCUUGCCCAUCAAGUGGGUCCUGGGGUGGCUGGAUAAAUGUUGGGACUUGUUCUACAAGCUGCAUGCAAGCACAGACGCGUCAGUGCAAUGGUGGAACAGCAGGUCAAGGUGGAUGUUCUGGCUUGUCCUCACGAAUACAAUCAUGUACGGGUGGAGCAUGUCCAACACAGACCGGAUCAUGCAGCAAUUUAAGGGACUUACAAGCACCUGCAACCUGCCGUAACUGGGCUAGCUUCAACUACUGUACGAAUUAUGCGGGUUACAUGUUAGCUAACUGCGCUAAAUCCUGCUGUGAACGAAAUGCAGGUGCAUCUUCUACUGCUUGUAGUACAAUCUUUGAUUCAUUUGGUACUUGGUGCACGGCAACAACUUUAGACUGUAGUAAUGCAUAUAUAUUGUAUGUGUGUGCAAGAACAUGCAAUCCACUCUGCAGUGCUGCUGGUUGAAGUGUCUUCUAUUCAGAUUAAUAACUGUUUUGAACUGCUGACCACUUUAUUCCAGAGCACCCGGUUUUAAAAUUGCCAAGUUUCUGUUCCUCGCAUUAAAAGAUAAAAAGGACAACA